AUGAUUGAUCGCGCCAUUUUCGAAAGUCUUCAGACGAAGAUUGACGAGGAGGCUGCCGUCAGAGAUGAACUUCAUGAGAUCGUGCAAACUCUUGCCCGGAAAGGCCGAUCCACACAAGCUACCCUUUCCCGAGCUCACUCUACACCCGCGGAACACUUGAAGCCCGUUCUCGAAGAUGCUACGAAGGAGAUCCUCGCGCAGAAAGAGGAAGUCUUCCGUCUGAAGGGCGUGGCGGAUAAGCAUCCAUUCUACAAAUAUAACGGGCUGUGGUCCCGAGAACUCCAGAAUCUUGUCUCGUCUAUCGAACUGUGUGCCUGGCUAGGCGGGCUGCAGGAGUACAAGGCUACCAGUUCUGCUGCGUUUCUGACGAUGGAGGAGGUUGGAAAGUUUCUUGAUAUCCCCGUGAACCUAAAAGAGGAAGAUGCAUUCCAUCUCACGCUGGAGGAGUACCUUCUUGCGCUUAUCUCCAUGGUUGAAGAGCUGGCCCGCCUCGCUGUCAACUCCGUUACCCUUGGCGACUUUGAACGUCCGACACAGAUCAGCAAUUUCAUCAAGGAGCUGUUCUCCGGAUUUCAGUUGCUGAAUUUGAAGAACGAUAUCCUGCGGAAGCGGAGUGAUGGAAUCAAGUACAGCGUCAAGAAGGUAGAGGACGUGGUCUACGACCUCUCGCUGCGCAAUUUGAUUCCCAAAGGCAAGAGCGCCUGA
Aspergillus calidoustus is the source of this 705-nucleotide messenger RNA. The record is from the annotation of a GenBank genome assembly. Lineage: Eukaryota; Fungi; Ascomycota; Eurotiomycetes; Eurotiales; Aspergillaceae.